CUAGAAGAAGUGCUGGUGAUGUGGCAAUUUUGAAUCUUUUUAACAAGUGUGGGUCUUCAGUUGGAAAGUUCAGAAGUAAAAAAGCUGUAAUGCUUUCACUGAUUAAAUGAUUAAUGAUACGUUUGCAUAUUGCGCAAUAAGACAGGAAGGGUUAGAUUAGCUUCCUCGGCUCUGUCUGCCAGUUCACAUGGGUCUAGUCUGGGUUGUCUGGUUUGCUUCCACCUCCCAGAAACAUGUCAGUAGAUGAUUUUGGAACUCUCUCAUAUGCCCCUAGGUGAAUAAAUGUGCGAUCGUGUUGUUGAAAAAUGAAUGAAUGAAUGAAUUAAUGAUUAUUCUCGUAAAAUAAAUACGUGCUGUGAUCUUUUAAUGCAUCAAGUCUGAGAGCUCCUGGUCCAUGUGGUUUCUUUGCGUGUGUUCUGAGCUCUUGAAGGGUUAGCGCCAUGCAGUUACAGCAGCACCUGUUUUGCGGGAUGCACACGUCUCACGGUGAAACCUCAGAUUGUUAGUUCUUUUCCCAGUAUGAGUGGAAGCGCCUGUGUGUUAGUGUGCGUUUGGUGUGUCAUAGCUGCCACCCCCGCACAUCUUCAAGUCUCAGCCACAGAGAGGGAGAGUGGAGGGGAGUGAAAGGCCGCUUGGAUGCGUGGGAGAUCCCCUUAACUUUGUAUUAGAUCAGAUGUAGACACGCUGCGCUUCCAGUCUGUGUUGCGGCUGCGGAGGGGAGAGAGGAUGGCGCACACGGCCAGAGCGCACGUUACCUGGAUGUCCGCAGUGAUCAUGGUAGCUGUAACAGCCUCUUGUGUUACCUGGCUCAUCGUGUCCAAGGAGACUAUCCCCAGAGUAAAAAUCAUCAACGGUACAUCAAUGGCAAAUAUGUUCAGAGUUCCACCUUCCACAGCACAGCAUUGUCUUUUAAAAGUGCACAACUCUACAAAUGGCAAUCAUCUGGCCUGGGAGGAGGAGGGGUGUGUCGAGAAUUUCUCCCUGAAUGACGACAAAACCUCAAUAACAGUGAAGGAGCCGGGUGUUUAUCUGGUCUACGUCCAGCUGACAUACAGUCUCAAAAAGGAUGGAAACAGCUCUAACAUACACCUCAAUUUGACCGUGGAGUUCACUUAUACCGAGGACAAGGUAGAAUUCAAUGGUGCCUUUGACAACCGGCAGCUCACAGAGAAGGAGCAAGACGCCCAUCUCACAGCCUUCUUCCUGCUCAAAAUGACAGCUGGGAACAAACUCUCCAUAAUCGCAUAUCCGAAGAACAGGAUAAAGUAUGACGAUGUUCGGCCAUUCUCCAGUUACAUCACCAUCGUUCGGUAUGCUGACUUAUCAGGAUGAGAAGGAAAGAAACUAUCAGCUUCAGUUCAGACAUAUGCUCUAUGUUUAUGUCAGCUCUUUUCCUUCUUGCUAUUUAAGUCACAAAACUGAAGUUCUUCUGUGAUGAUGUCCAAACGAUGACCAGUGGCAUCAGAGGCUUUCAUGAAGUUAAAUCGAGAAAUGCUUAAACCACAAGAAGAAAUAUGACAACUCAACAAAUUCGGGUUGUUUGUGUAGGGAGGUGCAAUAUUUACCUCAGUAAUUUUUUCUUUGUUUUGUUUUUUUUCCCCUCCCCCUUUGUUGCAUAAUGUUCCCGACUCAUGAUUUUCUGAGAAGCAUGACACAUUUUCCGCCCAUUAGAGACAAAAGUGAUUUUCACUUUGUUUCAGGUUCAUUAUGACUCAGUUGAGAAAGAGCAUCAUGCCUGUUUCCUCAUUUCUCGGUUUGACGAAAUGAGCACACACACGUUAAUGUCACUUCCACUAGCUGCUGCAAUUGACGCUUCAUUACAUUUAUGAAACGGGGGAUCUUUUUUUUUUUUGGGAUGGUGUUUCUGUGAAAGCUGUUUGUCCCAUUAUUCUGAAAACAUGUACAACAACAAGCUGAAUGUGAUGUUUUAAAGCAUCCUCUUAGAGGACGAUCAUGUCAUUUUAAAACUGUAAAUGUGUACCAGCAAUUUGGAGAAAUUCUCAGUACCAUAAGGAUAUAGUUUAGCAAUAAGUGACGAGCACCAUUACGUAUUCCUCUUUGUGUUUGUUUGGGCUUUUUGUUGUUUUGUUUUGGGGUUUUUUUUCUUCCUUGCAGAGUAUCAUCCAUUAAUACCCUCAUUAUUAUAUAAUCUAAACCAAAAAUCAAGCUAUGCGAUUUCAUUAAAGCUUUUAUCAUUAUGUUUAUUUCUAUGGUUUAGGGAAAAUGUAGAUGUAUCCAUUUUGCUUCAACACUUAAUAUAAAUGUAGUAUAUUUAACACAGAGUUGAAAUGUCAGUGAUGCUCUUCAGGUAGUACCACUAAGGUUUCUUUUUUCCUGAUAAUCCUUAUUUUUGAUAAAGAUUUAUAAAUAUGAAAGAAAGUGAGGUAUGUCAUACCAUAACACACUAAUUUAACAGGCAUAAAGCUGAAAUCUGUGGCAUUGUGAUCAUCAAUAUUAAGAUAUUUUGGCACCUCAAGUAAUAUAUUUUCUCCAGGUCUUUUGUAAUAGUCUCAGGGUUGACUGUAAUGUUCUUGAUUUCCUAAUCAAACUAAUGAUUUAACUUAAAGUCAUCUUUACAAGAAGAGUUGCAUGACACACAAUACACACAAUUGCAUGACACACAAUAUAUCACAACCAUUUUCCUUGUUUUGAAUUUGUUAUGAGUCAGCUGAAAGAAAAAAGAAAAAAAAAAAGCAUUCCACUUCUGUAAGGUCAGAUAAGUUUAGGGCUGCUGAUCAGAAUUCUAAAGACAUUUUUUAAAUCAUUAUUUUGUGUUUUUGUUUGUUUUUUGUUGCAAAGUGGCCUUGCUUGUGAAGUGAGCAAGGCCAUAUAUAAAUUAAAUAUGAUUAUUAUUGUUAUUAUUAUUAUUAUUAUUAUUAUUAUUAUUAUUAUUAUUAAAUCCUCAGUAUUGACAUUUGAGCAACUACUCUUCAGACAUAUUUGAUUGUAUAUGAUAAGUAUUUUUUCAUUGUUAGCCUGAACGAUACACUCAUGUUGAAAAAUUGUAGUGGACUACUGCCUUUGUUCUCAAAUUGCUCAGCAAUAUUGUAUUUAUCUACUGCAUUUUCGUAUAAAUUGUAAUUAUUUGUUAUUUAAAGCGAUAAAUUCAUUUCAUAAUUGCA
Ictalurus punctatus (channel catfish) is the source of this 3122-nucleotide messenger RNA. RefSeq lists its product as uncharacterized. Gene Ontology annotation, cellular component: membrane. Gene Ontology annotation, molecular function: tumor necrosis factor receptor binding. The transcript is spliced from 4 exons. NCBI's taxonomy places the organism in Eukaryota, Metazoa, Chordata, Actinopteri, Siluriformes, Ictaluridae. The record is from RefSeq and is a predicted model, not a curated record. Bases 727 to 1332 code for a protein of 201 amino acids. Gene Ontology annotation, biological process: immune response.